AUAGUAGUAAAAGUCUUUACAACAAUUUUUAACAAAUAGAUAUGAGACUUUUCGUUAAGUUUCUAUUCACACACACCAAACACCUCAAAAAUAUAGUUUUUAUUUUAAUAAUAUUUGCGCAUAUCGUAUCGACGAUUAUAUAUAUAUAUAUAUAAAGAGUUAUUAUGAAACUUGAGAAGAAAAAUAAAAAGAGACUUGCAGAAAUGGUGUACUAUAAUGAAGAAGAAGCAUGGAAAUGUCCAAAACACCCUUUGAAGAAACGGCGAACUACUACCGGAGUUUGUUCAAUUUGUCUCCGGGAUCGACUUUCCGAACUUUGCCCUAUCUGUGCUAAAGUGCGCCCUUGCUCUUCUAGCUGCGCCGCAUCUACGACGUCGUUGUCUUCAUCCUCCGGCGAGGAACCAGUCUUCUGUAGAUCAAAAUCUGUAGGAAUUCCGUUUUUAAAAUCGCGAAAUGUUAAUUCUAGCAGCCGGAAGAACCAGUCGGAGACUGAGAAAUGUAGCAAAGUCGGAGACGGCAGAGAGAUGGAGUUGUGUAGAUCGAAAUCCGUCGGGAUUCCGUUUCUAAAAUCGCGAAAUGUUGAUUCCAGAAAGACGACGGAGAGUGAGAAGAGUAACGAAACCGGCGACAAUAACGACAGCAGCGAGACAGCGUUAUGUAGAUCAAAAUCCAUCGGAAUUCCCUUUCUAAAAUCACGAAAUGUUGAUUCCGGUGACCGGAGAAGGAAGACAGAGAGUGAGAAGAGUAACAAAACGGCACCGUUCUGGUGGAUUUUUAAGUUAAGGAAGAGAGGUAAAGAGAACGAAUCGGAAUCGAAAGCAUACUACUGCAAUGAUACGAGGAUUAAGGAAUUCGCGAUAACGACGGUGAUGAGAUCGAGAUCGGUGAAUGUGGCGAUGACGUCAGUAUCCGGCGGCAAUGAUGUAAAUUGUUCGACGGAGAAGUUGAAAGGAUGGUAUUUGGGAAGUCCGAUGAAGGUUUUCCGGCAAUCGUCUAAAGCUCCGAAAUUGGUUAAUUUAAAAGGAUAAUUGUAUAGAAUCACAAACUAAUAAUAUAAAAUAAAUAUAGUAGCUAUCGUUUGAUUUAUUUGUGUUACGUAGCAAAUUGUUUGUCA
Messenger RNA from Solanum lycopersicum (tomato), 1114 nucleotides. RefSeq lists its product as uncharacterized. The record is from RefSeq and is a predicted model, not a curated record. Lineage: Eukaryota; Viridiplantae; Streptophyta; Magnoliopsida; Solanales; Solanaceae.